CGCGGUUUAGUCGCGGAAAAGUCGGCGGCCGGCGCGAGAUCGUAGACGGCCAGACGACGGCGCUAGAGAAAAAAAACAGCGAAAAAUCGGACGCGGAAACAAAAGAAAACAAAACAAUUGCAGCCACUGAAUUGUGCCGGAUAUAUUGUGAAGUUUGAUAUUGAAAAUUUCAGUGAAGUUUUUUCGUGAAUCAAAAGUUUUUUACCAAUUUCGGUGUAACAUUUACAUAGAUGUAAAAUUUACAUGGUAGCUGGCGCAUUUCCAAAAGUCGCCCGUUAACGACCGAGGGCGAAAAUAGACGAACGCCGGCACCAAGUGGGCUAUGACACAACGCGAAGUGGUUUUGGAAGGUGGACUACCCUGGGGAUUUCGCAUGCAUGGCGGCGUCGACGCGAAAACACCGCUGAAAGUGUCGAGGGUUAAUCCUGGAAGCAAAGCGGCGCAGAGGGGAAUAAGAGAGGGGGACCUAAUUACAACGAUAAACAGCAGGAGUACCAAAAAUUUAACGAAUAGCGAGGCACACAAUUUACUGAAAAAUUCCGGGAACACCCUAAAAUUAGGAUUAAACGAAGAUCUCGACGGUUCUCCAAAAAGAAGAAACUAUAAGACAAUACGCCAAGAGACUCAUCAAGAAACCAUAAAAAGAUCAAGCAUAACUUAUUCAUUAAAUGAAACUAUCGAAACUGUAAACAAGAAAUUUUCAAGCAACGAAAUUGGGGCCUUUAAUAAUCAAUCUGCCGGAUUUUUGAACGGAAAAGGUAAGAAUAAUUAAAGUUAAUUUCAUUAU
Molecule: messenger RNA, 787 nt
Organism: Sitophilus oryzae (rice weevil)
Lineage: Eukaryota; Metazoa; Arthropoda; Insecta; Coleoptera; Curculionidae
Product: PDZ and LIM domain protein 1-like
Exons: 5
Coding region: 323-772 (149 amino acids)
Biological process (GO): muscle structure development; actin cytoskeleton organization
Cellular component (GO): adherens junction; stress fiber; filamentous actin
Molecular function (GO): muscle alpha-actinin binding; actin binding
Source: RefSeq, a predicted model, not a curated record